AGUCAACAGACCGUGUAAGUUUACCUGGAGAUAAAACGGAGACUUGACUAGCUCUUGAUAGCAGUUGGCUUUUAUCUCCAGUGAUCUAGCAAUCAUCAAGUCAAGGCACAAGAACAAGCCUCACAAGCUACAACAGCAACAGAACUCAGUGCCAUAACUACCUUAUCAACAUGUCUUCGCCAGUUCGUUAUCAGUUCCUCCCUGGGCCGGUGGGAGAAAUGCUCCGCUCCUCGUCACUCGCAACAGCCGCCACAGUUCCGCUAUCAGGCUCUCUGGUCAUAACUACAGGCCAUGUCGGGGUAGACAUCAAAACAGGUCAACUCGUCACCAGCUCUACAGAAGCGGAGUUCAACGCAGUGUUUGACUGUCUUGACGCAGCGCUGAAGAAUGCGGGCGUUACCAAGGGUCUUGGUUCAGCUCAUAAGCUCGUUGCUUACUUUACCCGAGCUGAGGAUGAGGCAACUCUGCUUAGCAUCUUUCGCGAACGGUAUCCGGGGCAUACUCCGACUUUGACCUCGGUUGUUGUGGCUGGUCUUGUUAAUCCCGGGAUGCAUGUUGAGGUCCAAGCGGAGGCGAUCGCUAUCUAGAGAUGCGUGAAAGAGAUGAUGCUUGUGGAUCAACGGAUAGAAGGAAGGGAAAGGAACUGGCGGACUAGCUACAAUGAGUACACAGUAAUGUCUGAGAAUGGAGAGUUCAAUAACAACAACUGAUACGCAAUACACAAUGAC
Fusarium redolens is the source of this 728-nucleotide messenger RNA. RefSeq lists its product as uncharacterized. The record is from RefSeq and is a predicted model, not a curated record. Lineage: Eukaryota; Fungi; Ascomycota; Sordariomycetes; Hypocreales; Nectriaceae. The transcript has a single exon. The coding region runs from base 171 to 587 and encodes 138 amino acids.